CAACAUUUAUUUCCGUGUACCAACAUUCAUUCCUUGUUUUUGUGAACCAGGUUGUUGUUGUAAAAUAAUUUUCAAGAAAAACAUGUACGUUUUAAGUGUUUGUCUGUUUGUGGUUUUCUCUCCUUUCACUCUAGGUGUUAACUAUUUUCAGUGCAAUGCCUGUUGUACGUUUGAUGGUCCAGGAUGGGAACACAUGGAGUAUACUGUCAGACAUUUUUAUAACAAGAAAUUAGGGAUGUUGUACAACAGCACAACUGGCAACUACACAGGAUUUACAGAGUAUGGAAUUCACGUGGCACAUGUCCUUCAGAAUGAUCCCUACGGACAAAUUGCAAGAAAAAUCGAAAAUGACUUGAUGUGCAAAGACAGGCUAUUUGUGGUCAAAGACUUAGAUGUUGGCAUGACUUGUUGCUUUUUGAGACCUUUUAGCCUACUUCACUUUGUCAGACAUGUUCUAUUUGAGUUAUUUCUUGAUUCAUCUGGUCUGGCAGUAAUCAGGUCUGGGGGGCAUUUACUUUUUCACAUAGUUCCAGGCAAUUUCACAGUUGCACCCACUGUCAAAGUGACUCGAGUGAUGCACCCCUCAGGGCUUCUGUGCAGCGCUUACGAUUUCUAUCCAAAACAAAUCAGAGUCAUGUGGUUCCGGAAUGGACAGGAGGUCGUUUCUUUCACUGAAGCGAUACCUGAUGGGGAUUGGUACUACCAGAUUCAUUCCUAUCUGGAGUAUACCCCAACUCCUGGACAAACCAUAAGCUGUGUGGUAGAACACACCAGCCUCCACGAACCUCUGAUUCAGGUCUGGGACUCCUCUCUUCCCAAGUCACAAAGGAUUAUAGAUGGUGUGGGAACAUUUUUCCUGGUCCUUGGUUUAGUCUGUAUGAGCGUUGGAUUUAUCUACUACAAGAGGAAGUCUGCAGCACCUUUGACACUUUGUCGAGGGCGGGAGAUGGUUCCUGUUGAGGUCGUUCCUGUGGCUGGAGCCCUGUAGUCUGAACAAACACCUGUAUUGUUGGUAAUAUAGUGGCUUUAAUGAAAAUAUCAGAGACGCACACACAGUUAUGUUGUACUCACCUGAAGGAAAAACAAAUGUAAGUGUGUUUUUUAGCAACAGCAAUAACUUAUAAUAAGACUGUAUAUAUGCUUUAAAGGGUGGUGUUGCAGUAUAACUCAGUAAAGACAGCUAAAAAAAACAUAGAAUAAACAUAUCUCACCUGAAUAAUUUUAUUUUAUUUACACAGUGUUACUGCCUUGACCGAUUAUAUUACAGAUGUUGAUCAAAUACAAACAGAUGAUACAAGUGAAAAUAAAGGCUUUUGCAU
Messenger RNA from Sphaeramia orbicularis (orbiculate cardinalfish), 1319 nucleotides. Its product is annotated as class II histocompatibility antigen, B-L beta chain-like. The record is from RefSeq and is a predicted model, not a curated record. The transcript is spliced from 6 exons. Gene Ontology annotation, biological process: immune response; antigen processing and presentation. Lineage: Eukaryota; Metazoa; Chordata; Actinopteri; Kurtiformes; Apogonidae. Bases 83 to 988 code for a protein of 301 amino acids. Gene Ontology annotation, cellular component: membrane; MHC class II protein complex.